AUGAGUCUCACAAAGAGCAACGGGACUUUGCCCUUGCCGCUAGGCUCCGGCUGGCUUUCUUGUCAAUGUAGCGAUGGCUGGGGCCCUCUUUCCCCCAUCUAUAAUGACUUGGCGCCCUGCUUUCUCCAGGGAGAGCUUUUCUCCGCCGCAGGCGUGCUUAUGAUAAUCACGGGGAUCUUCCAGAUCAGAAAGCUUGUCCGCAAGAAGAUAUCCUUCGGAAACAAGGUCAGCUGGGCGUUCUACCUGAAAUUGACGCUUGCCGCGUUGCACGUUGCUUUUGCGGCCGUGGUGGCUAUGUCUUACGGCGCCCGCGACGUGAUUUACACGGGCCUUGUGCUCAAUGUUGCCGCGGCCGUGGUGGCAUUUGCCAUCCACUACUUGGAGCAGUUCAAGUCGAACAUCUCCAACGGCGUUCUUCUCUUCUACUGGCUUUUCCAGGUCGUUUUCGGCUUGGCCAAGUUUGCGUCGUUGAAAUUGAGAUCCGAAGUCAACUCCACGUAUGCCACUGUGUCGAUCUUGGCCACUGCCAAUGCUGCGUUUGUGCUUCUCUUGGAGAGCUGGUUUGCGCCUCAGCCAAUCAACGCGUUGGGCCAGGAAAUCGGCGUGUCUCCCUUUGACCGUGCAGACGUGUUUUCGCGCAUCUCGUUCAACUGGAUGGCGCCAUUGAUGAAGAAAGGCUUCUACCAGUACUUGAGUGAAGUAGACCUUCCAUUCUUGCCCAAGUCCCUCAAAUCAGAGAACACCAGUGCCGCGUUCUACCACUUCUGGAACAAGCAGGAUUCUCCUUCCUUGGUGCUUGCUCUCUCCAAGGCGUUUGGCGCCCCUUUCCUUCUUGGAGGUGUCUUCAAGGGGUUGCAGGAUCUGUUGGCAUUCGUCCAGCCACAAUUGCUCAGGCUUUUGAUCCGCUUUGUGAACGAUUACUCGCAGUCGGUGAAGGAGGGCGAACCAUUGCCCCUCACUCGGGGCUUGAUGAUUGCCGGCGCCAUGUUUGUUGUCUCCGUCACCCAAACCGCAUGUUUACAUCAGUAUUUCCAAAGAGCAUUUGAUUUCGGCAUGAACAUCAAGUCUUCCAUGACAUCUGUUGUAUAUGACAAGUCUCUCGUGUUGUCCAACGAAACAAAGCAAGCGUCCAACACAGGCGACAUUGUCAACUUGAUGGCGGUUGAUGUUCAGAGAUUGCAAGACUUGGUACAGAAUUUGCAGAUCAUUUGGUCAGGGCCUUUCCAGAUCGUUUUGUGCUUGUACUCUUUGCAUGGCUUGUUGGGCAAUUCCAUGUGGGCAGGCGUCUUCAUCAUGGUCAUCAUGAUUCCGUUGAAUGCUACGAUUGCUAAAUACCAGAAGAAAUUGCAGAAGACGCAAAUGAAGUUCAAGGACGAAAGGUCCCGUUUGAUCAGUGAGAUUUUGAACAACAUCAAGUCUUUGAAGCUUUAUGGCUGGGAAGCACCUUACUUGCUGAGAUUGAAUCACGUGAGAAAUGACAAGGAGUUGACGAACCUCAAGAGAAUGGGUAUUUUCAGCUCUGUCACGAACUUUUCUUGGAACUUGGCUCCUUUCUUGGUGUCAUGCUCCACAUUCGGAUUGUUUGUACUCUUGAACAAGGACGCUACCUUGUCCACUGAUAUUGUUUUCCCUGCAUUGUCUUUGUUCAAUUUGUUGUCCUUUCCUUUGGCCGUUGUGCCUAUGGUAAUUACAAACAUUGUUGAGGCCCAAGUAGCCAUUUCAAGAUUGACCAAAUUCUUGACAAGCGCAGAGUUGCAGAAGAAUGCAGUGACAAAGCUUCCCAGAGCUGAAAAAGUCGGUGAUGUGGCCGUGUCUGUCAAGAACGGUACAUAUUUGUGGUCCAAGCAAAAGGGAGAGGAAUCUUACAAAGUAGCUCUUUCCAACAUCAACUUGGAAGUCAAGAAAGGCCAAUUAGACUGCAUUGUCGGCAAGGUUGGUUCCGGAAAGUCUUCCAUUCUUCAAUGUCUUUUGGGAGACUUGUACAAAUUGGACGGUGAGGCAAAGAUCCAUGGAAGCGUGGCCUAUGUUUCCCAGGUCCCCUGGAUCAUCAAUGGAACCGUCAGGGAGAACAUUUUGUUUGGUCACAAAUAUGACCCCCAAUUUUAUCAGAAGGUUCUUGAUGCUUGUGCAUUGAGUGUUGACUUGAAGAUCCUUCCAAAGAAGGAUAAAACCGAGGUUGGCGAGAAGGGUAUUUCAUUAUCUGGAGGCCAGAAGGCUCGUCUCUCGUUAGCCAGAGCUGUUUAUGCCAGAGCCGAUGUGUAUUUGCUUGAUGACCCAUUGAGUGCUGUGGAUGAGCAUGUUGGAAGGCAUCUCAUCAACAAUGUCUUGGGCCCUCAAGGUUUGUUGAGGACCAAAUGUAAGAUUUUGGCUACGAACGCAAUUCAUGUUUUGAGCAUCGCAGAUAACAUGCAUAUGGUCAAAGAUGGUAAAUUGGUGGAGCAAGGUACUUACACGGACAUCAUGUCUCAGGAGAGAAGCCAGUUGCGCCAAUUGGUUCUUGAGUUUGGAAAAUCUACUCCCGAAUCUAGCAAGGUUAACAGUUCAGCAAACUCUACAAAAGCCGAAGAGAUUGUCCCCGAAACCGAAGAACUUGGUGGUCUCCCUACGUUGGUAGAUGUAUCAGAAACCUCUAGUCUUAGAAGAGCAUCCGCCGCUCCUCUACUCUCCGAUGAAGAGCGCUUGUUGCUCCAACAUGAAGAUGAAGAUGAGGACGAAGACACCAAGGCCCGGAAGGAACAUUCCGAGCAAGGCAAGGUCAAGUGGGACGUUUACAAGGAAUACGCAAAGGCUUGCAACCCAUUCAAUGUCACCGUCUUUUUGAGUACCACAGUCUUGUCAAUGGCAUUCAAUGUUCUCUCCAACAUUUGGUUGAAGCAUUGGUCUGAAGUGAACACAGAUAAUGGUCAUAAUCCAAGUGCACUCAAGUACUUGGGCAUAUACUUCCUCUUGGGUAUUGGCUACUCUGUUUCGACAUUGACUCAAACAUGUAUCAUGUGGAUUUUCUGUACCAUUGAAGGUUCUAAGAAGUUGCAUAAUGGAAUGGCCACCAGUGUCCUCAGAUCGCCUAUGUCUUUCUUCGAAACCACACCAAUUGGUCGUAUCUUGAACAGAUUUUCUAACGAUGUUUACAAAGUUGAUGAAGUUCUCGGAAGAGUUUUCGGAAUGUUUUUUAGCAACACUGUUAAGGUUUUGUUCACCAUUAUUGUGAUUUGCUUUUCCACUUGGCAGUUUAUCUUCAUUGCGAUUCCAUUGGGUGUCUUGUAUGUCUAUUAUCAGCAAUACUAUUUGAAGACAUCGAGAGAAUUGCGCCGUGUUGACUCGACCACGAGGUCGCCAAUUUAUGCCAAUUUUCAGGAGAGUUUGAACGGUGUGUCAAUCAUCAGAGCAUAUGGCCAAGAAGACAGAUUUAAGCAUUUGAACAGAAGCAGGAUUGACAAGAACAUGCGUGCUUAUCACCCAUCCAGUAACGCCAAUAGAUGGUUAGCCGUGAGAUUGGAACUUUUGGGUUCGAUCAUCAUCUUGGCUGCUUCUGGAUUGGCUAUCUUGAGCUUGAAAAGUGGUACCAUCAGUGCCGGUUUGAUUGGUUUGUCUGUCUCCUAUUCCUUGCAGAUAACCCAAUCUUUGAAUUGGAUUGUCAGAAUGACUGUGGAAGUUGAAACCAACAUCGUGUCGGUGGAGAGAAUUUUGGAAUACUCCAGACUCACUCCCGAGGCUCCAGAAAUCAUUGAAGAACGCAGACCACGUGAGACUUGGCCUGAAAAGGGUGAGGUUGUAUUCAAGAACUAUUCCACGAGAUAUAGACCAGAAUUAGAUCUUGUCUUGAAGAAUAUCACCAUGAGCGUUAAGCCUCAUGAGAAGAUCGGAAUAGUUGGAAGAACUGGUGCUGGUAAGUCUUCCUUGACGUUGGCCUUAUUCAGAAUAAUUGAAGCUGCGAAUGGUCAUAUCGAGAUCGACAACACCGAUACAAGUGAGCUUGGUUUGGCUGACUUGAGACACAAGCUCUCUAUUAUUCCACAAGACGCCCAAGUGUUCCAAGGAACCAUUAGAAGCAACUUGGAUCCUACUAACUGCUACAGUGACGAGCAGCUUUGGAGAGCUUUGGAGUUGUCGCAUUUGAAGGACCACGUUUUGAAAAUGUACGAGGACCGCGAUAAAGAGACAAGCGAGAUCCAAUCGGCCUUAGAUGUCAACAUGAGCGAAGGUGGCUCAAAUCUUUCAGUGGGCCAGAGACAGUUGAUGUGUCUCGCUCGCGCUUUAUUGAUUCCUUCCGCAAUUUUGGUUUUGGAUGAAGCCACAGCGGCAGUCGACGUUGAGACCGACCGUGUGUUGCAACAAACAAUCAGAUCCGAGUUCAAGGACAGAACUAUCUUGACCAUUGCGCAUAGACUAAACACCAUCAUGGAUUCUGACCGGAUUGUCGUUUUGGAACAAGGAGAAAUUGCCGAGUUUGACACUCCCGAGAAUCUCUUAAAGCGCAAAGAUUCUUUGUUUUACUCCUUGAGUAAGGAGGGUGGUUUUGUUGAGGAUGAAAAGGACGAGGCGUGA
Messenger RNA from Metschnikowia bicuspidata var. bicuspidata NRRL YB-4993, 4545 nucleotides. It is a transcript of the gene YCF1, whose product is annotated as ATP-binding cassette glutathione S-conjugate transporter. Gene Ontology annotation, biological process: transmembrane transport. The record is from RefSeq and is a predicted model, not a curated record. Gene Ontology annotation, cellular component: membrane. Lineage: Eukaryota; Fungi; Ascomycota; Pichiomycetes; Serinales; Metschnikowiaceae. Gene Ontology annotation, molecular function: ABC-type transporter activity; bilirubin transmembrane transporter activity; ATP hydrolysis activity. Bases 1 to 4545 code for a protein of 1514 amino acids. The transcript has a single exon.